AUGACUGAAGGGAAUGAUCCUAGCUUGGUCACUACUGCUUCGCUGAAAGGAAGAGAAACGCCAAUUGAAGGUAUUCAAACCAAAAAAUCGAAUAGGGUUCUAAUUGAAACUCCAUCAAUGCCUUUUGAAACAGAAUCUUAUAAAUUUAGGCAAACCGCAACAAAAUCACAACAACAAACAUCACCAAGUCGUCGUGCACCGCAAACCUCAUCUGGAAAACGAAUUAAAGAAGGAUUAUACUCUAUAAAAUUCAAAGAUUCAACAUGGACUCACACAGAUCCUGAUGUUCCAGACCAUUACGCCAGUCGAGAAGAAAUAAUUGAAGUGUUAAACAACUUUGAAUCUGCCAUAAAGUCAUUAACUGGUGUCGAUGAUACAAAAACUGCUGCUGCAAUGCAAAAUAUUACAGAUUUACUACUAGAGCAAUUGGCAUGCAUGUUGCGUGCUGAGUGUAGAGAGCAAGUCCUAAUAGUCGAGAAAUCACGUGAGUCUUAUGCAGAAGUUUUUUUAUUACUUAGAAAAGAAAUUAACAAAAAUAGAGAUGAGAUGGAUAAGCUCAAAAACCAUAACGUUCAAUUAGAAGCUGAGUUAACUAAAGUAAUCGAUACUUCAUCUGAAAGAGUUAACGAAAUUCAAUUUGAAUGUGAAAGACAACUUAAAGCAAAAGAUGAGGAGAUGGAACUUCGUAAACAAGAAUACGAUCUAUCAAUGAAGCGUUUUCUUGAGCAAAAAUCUCAAUUAGAAGAACAUGUAAAAGCAUUACAUCGUGUUUUCUUAGAUUUCCAAAGCGACUCGGUUUAUAUUACUCUAGAAGACCUUAAACAGAAACUUGCUAAUACAGAAAAGAAAUUACGUCAUAAAGAAACAGAAAUUCAAAAAUUAAAUGAGAAAAUUGACAAACAUAAGAAGCAAAUACUAGAUUUACAAGCCCAAAAAACAAAUGUUGAUCAAGCAAAUGGGGAGCUUCGUAGAAAACUUCAAAAUGCGUUGGCAUCAAAAGGUCGACUCGAACGUCAGCUUGAAAUUCAACAAUUUGGCGAAGAAGAAGAUGGAGAUAAAAAGAACAAGCGUAAUAUGUUAGUAGAUUCCACUCCAUAUAUCAGUGUCCUUCAAAAAUUAAAUCAGAUAUAUGAUAAAAUCACAGAUAUUCUUCAACGCUCCAAUGUAAAUAUUCCUACUCAACAGCAAUACACAGACGAUAUCGAUAAGGUCCUUCUUUCCGGAAAUUCAAGUUUAAUGAUUCAAGCUGUUGAAAAAUGCGUCAUUGAUGUUCUCCAAACCACGGAGAGUCUUGGUAGUGUUGAUAUUCACGCUGAAAAUGACUUUGCUUCCGAUAUAAACCAGAAUCCUCGCUUCCUUCAGUACAUUGCACCUCACAUUGAUGUUCCUUUGCCAAAUACUCAGUCAUCUGAUUAUAAUCCGUUCCAAAUCAUUCGCCAGAUCUUCCAAGCCAAGUAUCUUCAAGACGAAUGGAUGAAGCGAACUGGCGGACAAGUUCAAAGAUUCCCUGAAUUCAUCAUAUCCUUUUUCAGCAGAAAUGACGAAUCUCUUUUUGUCGCUUUAACAAAUGCUGCUCGAUUAUGGAGAUGCGUUUCAGACGAGAAAUACAACGAGAUGAAACUAUUCAAAGCAUUUGCACUUGAAGAAUACACUUGCGAUGAGUUGACUUUCUUCUUAAGAUGCAGAUACCUUUUGUUGGGUCUUCCUGUUAUCGACAGCCAAAGUCCGAAGAAAAUCAUGGUGGAUAUCAGUGAAAUCAAAAACAUGAUGAAUUCAGUCGUCGGACAAUACUCCCAUGUUGCGCAAUCUGUACUUGAGAAAGCUGAGAAACAAGCGAAUAAUGAGAACAGAAUUGAUUACGCAGAAUUCAUGGUAAUUUUACUUGAAUUCUAUGAAAGAGAAAGAAGGAAGCGCAGAAAUGCAGUGAGAUUGAUGUUCCAAUCAAAGAGAUACAUGCAAGGAAACAUCAAAAUUGGUUUCGAAAACUUUGUUGCUUUAGUUAAAUCUCUUGGUUAUCAAGGUGAUUCUCAAACAGUUUUCGAAUUAUAUAGAGAGGCAACGAUGGUUUCUAAAGGUGAUUUAACUUUAGAAUCAUUGUUAACGGCCAUGGAUUCGAUGGGAUUCCACUUCUAUUCCAUCGAAGCUCCUGUUACUUUGCUUCAUAAUACUCCUGUUACUGAACUGAAAAGAAGUGACUUGUUCAAGAGAUGGAUAAGAUUUGGAAGAUGGUUCGAAGGAUUCCUGAGACCAUUGGGAACAUUUGAUACAUGGUUACACGCGGAAUUAAAACAGGCAGUAAAGAGAGUUGAUAACAUUUUCAAGACGAAUUCUCCCGUUCCAGUGAUGUUUAAUGAAUACCGAAGAUUGUUGGAUUAUUUCCAAUUUAUGCUCGAUAUGCUUGCAGAAGGAUCUAAGAAUCCAAUGACUCCUGAGAAAAGCAAUAGAGAAUUAUUACUUAUGGAGAAUUUAGUUGAUUUGUUAGUUACUCAUGUUGUCACUGAAUGUGACAAAGAUUAUAUAUUUGAAGAGCUAACAGGUCAAUAG
Molecule: messenger RNA, 2544 nt
Organism: Trichomonas vaginalis G3
Lineage: Eukaryota; Parabasalia; Trichomonadida; Trichomonadidae
Exons: 1
Coding region: 1-2544 (847 amino acids)
Source: RefSeq, a predicted model, not a curated record